This is a messenger RNA of Sinocyclocheilus grahami, 2328 nucleotides long. RefSeq names its product MLX-interacting protein-like. Lineage: Eukaryota; Metazoa; Chordata; Actinopteri; Cypriniformes; Cyprinidae. Bases 163 to 2328 code for a protein of 721 amino acids. The record is from RefSeq and is a predicted model, not a curated record. Gene Ontology annotation, cellular component: nucleus. Gene Ontology annotation, biological process: regulation of transcription by RNA polymerase II. Gene Ontology annotation, molecular function: protein dimerization activity; DNA-binding transcription factor activity, RNA polymerase II-specific; RNA polymerase II cis-regulatory region sequence-specific DNA binding. The transcript is spliced from 17 exons.
CAGUAGGUGGCGGUAAAUGCACCUUUAAGCUGGUUUGCCAAUAACAUUUCAAGAAGAAGAAGUAAACACGUGUACACACCAGGACUUUUCACCACAUUUUGCGACAGGAUACACACACACACGGCAGUGCUUGACGGCAAACAAAAGACUACGACGAAGAAAAUGGCUUCAGCGACGCCGUCGUCUGUUCGCACGCAUAGCAUGACAACUCUUGAGCCGAGGCUGAUGGUCAAGCAGGAGCAAGACGACGACUCCGACGCAGAGGAGCCGACUGUGUCCUUCAGGAGAGCCGAGCAGCAGAUCAUCCACAGCGGGCACUUCAUGGUGUCCUCCCCGCACACCGAGCACCCGCCGAAGAAGGGCUACGACUUCGACACCGUCAACAAACAGACCUGCCAGACCUACCGCUUCGGGAAGACCAGCACGGCGCAUUUCUCCAUCGACGUCUCGCUGACGAAGCUGUUCGAGUGCAUGACGCUCGCCUACAGUGGAAGGUUGGUGUCACCGAAAUGGAAGAACUUCAAAGGCCUGAAGCUGCUGUGGAGAGACAAGAUUCGCCUCAACAACGCUAUUUGGAGAGCCUGGUAUAUGCAAUAUGUAGAGAAGAGACAGAACCCUGUGUGUCAUUUUGUCACUCCUUUGGAUGGAAAUAUGGACUCGGGGGUACAUCGGCCAACAGAGGCGAUCGCUACAGAAGGAAAGUACUGGAAAAGGAGAAUCGAAAUCGUGAUCCGAGAAUAUCAUAAAUGGAGAACAUAUUUCAAGAAAAGGUUACAGAAGCACAAGGAUGAAGACCUGUCCAGCCUUCUCAGGGUAAUUUUAAAAGGAAUAUUCGAUUUGUUUCACACCCUGCGUCCGCCAGCCUUCCCCCCCACUGCCCCAGCAGUCACUGCCUUAACCAGCAGCAGCUCCCAAACACAGGCUCCCAUGCCGCUCUCCACUGAGCUUCCCUCUCUGCCGCUGGACUACCGUCUCAUCCCUUCUGCUCCUUUGCCCAGCCACCUCUCAGUCGCCAGUCAGGAUAAUGGUAACGCUGUUGGCCCGUCCUACCAACAAACCUACAUGCCUCUUUUCCCAGAGCAAGUGACCCCCUCCAUCCCAGCGCCAGCUCCUCCUGUCCCAGCAGCCCCACAGCCUCUCCAGUGUGGAGGUGUUUCCACCGUCACUACAGUCUCGAGCGUCCCGGCUCCGUCCGUGAUCACGCACGCUGCCCCUUCCACAGUAACUCCCUCUGAUGCAGCCACCACCUUCAGUCACAGAUCAAGCUUUGAGCUGCCCACCGCACCGUCUCCACAGCCUGCGGUCUCCGCGUCACUCAGCUCACAGCCGGUCAACUUCGCCUUGCCCAAAUCCAUUCUGCCUCCUGUCUCUAGCAAAAAGGCCAGACAUCCACAGAGACAGAUUGUCCCGCUGCCAUCUCCUCAGCUCAUACUCACAGGUCCCUCCAGUGCUGUGAUUGUCACUCAGUCCCCUCUCAGCGCUGAUGUUGUCCCCAGCACUGGUAUGGUCAUUGCCCCCUCCAGUAUUCCCUGUGGUUCCGCUGGUUUUCAUAUUCUCCCUCAGACACAGAAGUCGCCACAACUAAUCGUACCCAAAGAGGAAACUGCCACAACUAUAUCCAACAACAAGACAUCCGUACAGUCAGCAAGUACAGCACAUGACGGACGAGUCUCAGGUCAAGGGUCGCCUCUGGGAGCAGAGCAAGUCCCGAGCCCCCAGUCACCCCUCAACCCCUGCUCAGGCAAAAAUGAAGCCAGUCAGGGGGAACUAGGCCAACCGAGCAAGAGCCGCAGAGUGAAUCACAUAUCUGCCGAGCAGAAGAGGCGAUUCACCAUCAAUGCCUGCUUCAAGACGUUGUGCAAUCUCGUGCCGACUCUCAGGUCUCAAUCAAACAUCAGUAAUGCUGCGACACUUCAGAAGACAGUUGACUACAUUAGCAAACUGCAACUAGAGAGACAACAGAUGCAGGAAGAGACUAAGAGACUACGAGAGGAGAUUGAGGAGCUUAAUACAUCUAUAAGCUUGUGUCAGGAACAGCUCCCUGAUACAGGGGUUCCCAUCGCACGCCAUCGCUUUGACCACAUGAAGGAGAAGCUUGACGACUAUGUGAAGAACAGAACUCUUCAGAACUGGAAGUUCUGGAUCUUCAGCGUCAUUAUUCAUCCUCUGUUUGAGUCCUUCAAGGCAACGGUGUCGACCGCCAACAGCACAGAGCUGUGUGAAACCACCAUGCAGUGGCUGGAUCGCUACUGCGCCCUGCCAGUCCUCCGGCCUAUGGUACUCCGGACGUUACGACAGCUGUGUCCCAGCACCUCUAUCUUAUGCUGA